CAAACGGCCACCGGUGAGGGGCAAAAUCGCUGAUUAUCUCCCGUCGAUAGUGGGGUAAGUUACAGCAACUACAGCACCUAGAGGUGAUGCCUCAUAGCCUAAGGCAUGUUACAUUUUUAUCGACACCUUUCCCCGCAAACACUCCUUCACACCUCAAACACAUCCAUCAACAACUUAACCUUCAAUACCUCACACGCCCACAUCUCGAUUCCCAACACACCAAUCCUCAACCUCUCCACACCACCACCCAAAAAGACAAUCGAGAAAAGCCAUGACCACCCCCCCAAGCGACGCCCUAACCUUCCCCGCCUCCGACCGCGAAUUUCUCGAACCACACCUCCCCCCCAUCCCCUCGCCCGCACCCUCAACCACCACCCCAACCCAGAAUGCCGAACCAACCCUCCCAUUCACGACCCUCACCUUCGCGACCUCGCUCGACUCCUCCCUCGCCUUAUCGCCAGGCACGCGCACCGUCCUCUCGGGCCCGCAAUCCAAAGCCAUGACGCACUACCUGCGCUCGCGGCACGACGCGAUCCUGAUCGGCGUCGGCACGGCCAUCGCCGACGACCCGGGCCUGAACUGCCGAAUCGCGGGCGUGGGCGGGUACGGAGCUGCACCGGGGAGUCUGGAGGGCCAACCGCGGCCCAUCAUCGUGGAUCCCUCGGCGCGGUGGCGGAUCACGCCGCAGGCCAAGAUCGUGGAGAUGGUGCGGCGGGGCCGCGGGCGGGCGCCGUGGGUGCUGAUUGCGGCGGGGACGGAGGUGGACUCGGAGGUGAGGGGGGUGUUGGAGGGGGUUGGGGGGCGGUUUAUUCCGGUGCCUUGGGGGAAUUUCCCGGGGGAUGGGGAGGGAAAGGGGAGGAAGGAGUUCGAUUGGAGGCUGGUGCUGGAGUAUCUGCGGCGGGAGGAGGGGGUGCGCAGUAUUAUGAUUGAGGGCGGGGCGGCGGUGAUUAAUUCGUUGUUGGAGCCGAGGUUUCAGGGUCUGGUCAGUUCGGUGAUCGUGACGAUUGCGCCGACGUGGUUGGGGCGGGGCGGGGUGGUGGUUUGUCCGCCGCGGAGGGUGGAGGGCGGGGCGGUUGUGCCGGCGUCGCGGUUGACGGGGGUUAGGUGGUAUCCUUUUGGGGAGGACGUGGUGCUUUGUGGGAGGAUUAGGGUUGAUUCCUAGGUUGUGGUUGAUGGGUUGUUGAAAGAAAGGGGGGUCUGGGGGUUCUCCCCCAGAAUACUUAAAUUAUUAGACUUAGGAUUAAGGGGUCUGGGAGUUGAAAGAAAAGGGGGGUCUGGGGGUUCUCCCCCAGAUACUAUUAUAUUACUGGACUUGGGAUUGAGGCUACCGCGGAGCUGAAACAGGGGGAUCUGGGGGUUAGCUUCAGGUUUCUGUACAACAGCACUAAUCUAAGCCUGCACUUCCUUAGCAGGAAGUAUCUGC
Aspergillus japonicus CBS 114.51 is the source of this 1423-nucleotide messenger RNA. RefSeq names its product RibD family protein. NCBI's taxonomy places the organism in Eukaryota, Fungi, Ascomycota, Eurotiomycetes, Eurotiales, Aspergillaceae. Gene Ontology annotation, biological process: riboflavin biosynthetic process. Gene Ontology annotation, molecular function: 5-amino-6-(5-phosphoribosylamino)uracil reductase activity. Bases 272 to 1162 code for a protein of 296 amino acids. The record is from RefSeq and is a predicted model, not a curated record. The transcript has a single exon.